GGUCCCAAAGAGGGAGACAAGAUUCAACUCACGAGCGUCACAAUUUCUCUUCGCCGUUAAAUCUAACAGACUAAUCCUGGGUUCAACCCACUACUUAAGCGAUGCUUUUACCCGUCUAACGGAAUUAUCCCAAUUCCAAUUAUUGCACUUCAACUUUGAGACCCCAAACAACAUCUUUUUCCCAUUCAAAAUCUUUCACCGGAAAAAAAAUACUCUGAAAUCUCGCCGUCAACUGUAUCGUUUCGCCGUCGGUUUUAUGAUUUGUUUCCAAGUUACUACACAAUUCUUUAAAGGAGGUUGAUGGUGAGCUUCAGACAAAUAAGAGAUUCUUAAAGCUAUGUCGUCUUAUGUGGUAAUCUAGGGAGUUAAGUUCAAGUUAGGGCACAGUUUUGUGUUAUGGACACAAGCAGUUUCAGGUCUGAAUCACACGUAGCACAACAAAGCAGAAGAGAUAAGCUAAGAAUUCAAGCUACUUCUUCUUCUUCAGCUCAUCAUUUCAAUGACUACCCUAAUAAUCUGCAACAUUUUUCUCUUAAUUCUGGGCUAAACCAAGAUCUUGUUCAGGUUCGAAGUCUCAGUAAUAAUGUUCUUUAUGAUCCUAUUAUUACUACAGAAAUGAUCAAUUUUGGCAAUAGUUCUAGUGUAGUAGCUGGUGACUCUACAUUUACUAACAUGUCUCAUCAAUCUCACCCAAAAACUAACACUAAUGACCCACAAGGAUGUAAUUGGAGAACUAUUGAUUCACAUCAAAGUUAUGACUUGAUGGUAAAUUACAAUGCAAGUGGUUCAUCAGAAACCAAUCAGAAACGUGUGUUUGUUGGAGAUGUCUUGUCAAAUAAUGCUAAUAAUAUGUCUACUAAUUACAAUGGUUAUGAUCAUCAAGAUGUUCAUCAAUCUUCUUUAGCUAAUCCAUCACUUUACCAUAGCACACUUCAAGAUUUUGCUUAUGGUACUACUAAUCAGAUAUCUACUAGUUCGACUGCUUCGUAUUUCGAUAAUGCGAAUUCUUGGAUGAAUAGGCCGAUUGAUAAUAAUUGUCAUCAAUGGAGGACUAUUGGUAGUGAUCAUAAUAUUACUCAGGGUUUGUCUCUGUCUUUGUCUUCCAAUCCGGAUCCGCCAGUUAGAGGAAAUGUAUGUCAUUUCGGAGAGGGAUAUAGUUCUGAUUAUCUGCAAUCAAGACCUGGUUUGUUCAAAGAGCCUCGUGAAGAUUCUAAAGAAUUUGUCAAGCAAAAUUAUUUGCCAAGUCCAAUGUUAAAGCCAGCAAUUAUUAGUAAAAGUAGCUGUGGAAAAUCGCUUCAUGAAAAGGUGGUAGCAACUCCUUCGAAUGCUUUUCGAAACUCCGGACCUCUUGGUCCUUUUACGGGAUAUGCAACUAUUCUGAAGAAUUCAAGGUUCUUGAAACCAGCUCAAGAACUGUUAGAUGAAUUCUGUGAUGCAACCGGUUUGAAACUCAUGAGAACCGGUGAUGCAUUAGCUAAUGCAGAGACUAGUGAUAGAGGCAAUAACAAUUCUGGUGUCUCAUCUACACUUUAUAACCCUAAUCAUGUUAGUGGUGGUGAUCUUGGAGCUGCGAGCAGUUCCGGCGAGUCUUACAGACCGGAGUGCCAACAAAGGAAGGCUAAACUACUGUUUUUGCAAGAGGAGGUAUGCAGAAAGUACAAGCAAUAUCACCAGCAGAUGCAAAUGGUGGCUUCGUCGUUCGAUGCAGUUGCAGGUCUGAGUGCUGCGACACCCUAUGUUUCUUUGGCUCUCAAGACGAUAUCGAGGAAUUUUCGGUUCCUAAAACUUGCAAUUUCGGAUCAGCUCAAACAUGUAGCGAAGGCUCUCGGGGAAGAUAUGUUAACCCAUAAUGCUGGUGCUAGUAGUAGUAAAGGUGACGUGAGCACAUCAAGGAUGAGACACAUUGAUCAAAGCUUCCAAAGGAACAAAUUGGGUGGGGCUAAUGUGGGCAUCUUUGAACCCCAACAACAUGUCUGGAGGCCCCAACGAGGCCUACCGGAACGUUCCGUUGCUAUUCUUAGAGCAUGGCUAUUUGAGCAUUUUCUUCACCCGUACCCCACCGACACCGAUAAACACAUGCUGGCCACUCAAACGGGUCUGUCUCGGAAUCAGGUCUCAAAUUGGUUUAUAAAUGCUCGGGUGCGCGUUUGGAAACCAAUGGUGGAAGAAAUACACAUGCUCGAAACCAAAGGUGUGGCGGAAACCAAUCGAACUACUUCCCGCAAUGAUGGUAAAUCUAAAGAGGGAACUGAUCGGUCGAAUCACGAGCAAGCAUUGAACACUAUUGGUGCAAGUUCUAUGCUUAGUAGGCAGAUGGAAUGCUCCGGAUCAGGUUCGUCGGGAGGAAGCGGGGACCGAGAGCUCGAGGUCGAGCAUUGGGAUCAAGAGAAAAGAUCAAGAGUAGAUCAUCAGUUUCGGGUUCCAACCUGUAUGGAUACAUCAAUGAUGAAUUUUCUGCCAUACCAAAGAAGUGGAAUUGACAUAGGAGGUGGGAUUGGAGCUGUUUCGCUUACAUUAGGCCUUAGGCGCAGCGCGGAAAAUGUGCAACAGCAGCAACAUGAAGAUCAACUAAUUGGGCGGCAAUUUGGAGGUCAGAUGAUUCGUGAUUUUGCGGGUUGAAUUAUUAUAUGAUCAUAUUAUAUACUUUAUGUUUUAAAUGGAAAAUUAGCUAGGGAAUAACUAGGGAGAAAGAAAAAUGAGAUGAAAAGAAAAGCUCGUAUCACCAAUGCAUUGCCUAUUUAUGAAAAGAGAUUCAUCUUUCCAUAUUUAAA
Mercurialis annua (annual mercury) is the source of this 2771-nucleotide messenger RNA. RefSeq names its product BEL1-like homeodomain protein 8. The transcript has 5 exons. Gene Ontology annotation, biological process: regulation of transcription by RNA polymerase II. The coding region runs from base 397 to 2619 and encodes 740 amino acids. Lineage: Eukaryota; Viridiplantae; Streptophyta; Magnoliopsida; Malpighiales; Euphorbiaceae. The record is from RefSeq and is a predicted model, not a curated record. Gene Ontology annotation, molecular function: RNA polymerase II cis-regulatory region sequence-specific DNA binding; DNA-binding transcription factor activity, RNA polymerase II-specific.